CAGCAGCAUCACCAUCAUAACUCCCACCCGCCUCUUUUUCCUUCUCCUUUUUCAGUGAGAAACUCUCUGUUUCUGUUUGACCUCAUUUUCUUAAGAAGAAUUCUGAGCCAGGUGCGCCUUCUUUCAUUCAAUUUUGCUCUUGCUAAAAAGCUUCAAAAGAACUGAGAACGCAAAGAUAGGUGAUGAACAUAGGUUCUUGUCUGCAUUUUAUGAACUGUAUUGGUUAGCUUAAGCGAAAGUUUUGUAGGAAGAUAUGUGCCAUUCAAAUACUUCUUAUGUUACCUUGAUAUUAUGUGUUGUAUGUGUUCCACUCACUGCAUUUGCUUCAUUUUUUCCUGAAGAUAGCUUUUUUAUUGAUUGUGGUGGAAGUAAGGAACUGAAACUCGAUGAUGGCCGGGUUUUUGAGCCCGAUUCUGGGAAUCAGCAUGUGGGUUUGUCUCCAGACUCCCACAUUGUGAUUUCUGAGACCAGAACGGGCAACUCAAAUGACUUGAUUCUCUGUAGUUCCGCUCGGGUUUUCAAAGAAACUUCAACUUACACUAUUAAUACUAAGCAGAUUGGCCGCCAUUGGCUACGGUUGCAUUUUCAUCCAGUUCAGAAUCCAUAUUAUCAUUUGAAAUCUGCAGUUUUUUCGGUUGUGGCUAAUGGAAUUACACUGCUUCAUGGGUUUUCAUCCUUGAAUUUAGACACAAAGUCCUGUCUUUUCAAGGAGUAUGUGAUCCAGGUGGAUGGUUCAAGUUCAGAAAAGUUGGUGCUGACCUUGUCUCCCUUAAAUGGUUCGAUUGCAUUUAUCAAUGGGAUAGAGAUCAUAUCUACGCCUGAUGGGCAAUAUCCUUCCAGGGCAGUGCCCGUUCCCCUUCGGCCUACAGUUGAGAUCCCCACUCAUGUAGCUUUCGAGACAGCUUAUAGAAUUAACAUGGGAGGUCCACUUCUGACUUCAAAGGACGAUUCACAAUGGAGGAUAUGGGAACCAGAUCAAUCUUUUCUUGUUAAUGCUGCUUCUGCAAGAAAUGUAACGGUCGAUCCUGAUUCAAUCAAAUACCUUGAUGGGGUAUCGAGAGAAGUUGCACCAAAUUUGGUUUACUCAACAGCACAAGAAAUGGCGGAUGCAAAUGUCAUCAAUCAGAGAUUUAACAUUUCAUGGGCGUUUGAAGUUGAACCCAUGUUCACCUAUCUCAUUAGGAUGCAUUUUUGUGACAUUGUUAGCAUAACUACUGGUACUUUGUUUUUCAAUGUGUAUAUUAACAAUCAAUCUGCUCUAGACUCUUUUGAUAUCUCAAGCAAAACAAUGGAACUUUCUGCUGCUUACUUUGUAGACUUCAUUGCCGACGCUUCGGCGGGUUCGAAUCGGAUUCUGGUACAAGUAGGUCCUUCCAAUCUGAGGAAUUUUCCACCCAAUGCAAUUCUAAAUGGUUUGGAGAUAAUGAAAAUAAGCAAUCCAAGUGACAGCCUUGUCAGGAAUCUUAGACCAGACUACGUUGAUUCCAGGAUCCCCAAGAGAAAAAAGUGGAUACUGCUGCUGGCAAUUACUUCUUCAGUCGGUCUUGCAGUUUUGGUGCUCAUCUUAGCGGCUUUGUACUUGUAUUUGCGCCAUCCAAAGAAGCCUAGGCAUGAGACUGCGGCUUGGCACGUGGGAAAUUCUAAUAGCAAAGUUUCAGUUGGUAGCUUUGCUUCAACAUCACAUUCUCUUAGUUUAGGCCGUGUUCUAGCAUUCUCUGAGAUUCGUGAAGCAACAAAGAACUUUGAUCAACGCUUGGUUCUUGGUGUUGGUGGUUUUGGAAAGGUUUAUAAAGGAGUGCUAGAAAAUGGGGUUGUGGUUGCAGUAAAGCGAGGAAACCCGCAAUCCCAGCAAGGAUGUAAUGAAUUCAGAACAGAAAUUGAGAUGCUUUCGAAGCUCCGGCACAGACACCUGGUUUCUCUUAUUGGCUACUGUGAAGAAUUCGAUGAGAUGAUCCUUGUCUAUGAGUUUAUGGCCGGGGGUCCCCUCCGUAAGCACUUGUAUGGCUCAGAUCUUCCCCCACUUACUUGGAAACAAAGGCUGCAAGUUUGCAUUGGAGCUGCAAAAGGUUUGCACUACCUUCAUACUGGAGCAGCAGAGAGUAUAAUCCACCGUGAUGUUAAAACAACCAACAUUCUACUCGAUGAAAAUCUCACUGCAAAAGUGUCAGAUUUUGGAUUGUCUAAAUUAGGCCCUACACUGGAUCAAACCCAUGUGAGUACUGCAGUGAAGGGGAGCUUUGGUUACCUUGAUCCUGAGUACUAUCGUCGACAACAACUCACAGAGAAAUCUGAUGUGUAUUCUUUUGGAGUUGUAAUGAUGGAGGUUUUAUGUGCUAGACCAGCUGUAAACCCUUCUCUUCCAAGAGAACAAAUUAACAUAGCAGAAUGGGCCAUGAACUGGCAAAAGAGGGGGCAGUUAGAGAAGAUAAUAGAUCCCCAUCUUGCAGGAUCUGUUAAUCUUGAUUCCCUGCGAAAAUUUGGUGAAACAGCAGAGAAGUGCCUAGCUGAACAUGGUACUGACAGGCCAACAAUGGGAGAUGUCUUGUGGAAUUUGGAGUAUGCUCUUCAGCUACAAGAAGCUUCUAUACAUAUGGUUUCGGAUGAGAAUAGUGCAAAUUAUAUUCCGGAUAUUCCAGAAUGGGUUCCCCAAAUUGAACCUGCUGAAGGUGAUGUUGCAGACACUAUUAGCUACCAGGACUCUAAUACAACAACAUCAAGUGGAGUAUUUUCAGAGUUGAUGGAUCCAAAGGGAAGGUAGUUCUUCAAAGGGUAAGCUCCUAACACGCAAUUUUAGUUGAGAAUGUUAGUGCCUGUCUUUUACCACAAAUGUGAAAUUUUUGUUUUUACACCAAGUCUCAUAUAACUACUCAAUCCUGAUCAUAACUUCCAAUAGGCUGACCUGUUGUGAAAUGAUAGUGUCAUAGUCUUCAGAUAUAUGCAACCAAAAACUGACAAGGAAUGCCUUUUUGUGCUUACAAAGACCACUUCCUUGAGUGAUUCCUGUGGAUGUUGUCACAUGUUUGGUUUUAAUCUUCCUAGGUUGAUCUUUCUGUAAUGUGUGCUCAUAAGUACCAACAUUUUCAAAA
This is a messenger RNA of Alnus glutinosa, 3086 nucleotides long. Its product is annotated as receptor-like protein kinase THESEUS 1. The record is from RefSeq and is a predicted model, not a curated record. The coding region runs from base 254 to 2758 and encodes 834 amino acids. Gene Ontology annotation, molecular function: ATP binding; transmembrane receptor protein tyrosine kinase activity. Gene Ontology annotation, cellular component: plasmodesma; plasma membrane. The transcript has a single exon. Lineage: Eukaryota; Viridiplantae; Streptophyta; Magnoliopsida; Fagales; Betulaceae. Gene Ontology annotation, biological process: protein autophosphorylation.